This is a messenger RNA of Vigna unguiculata (cowpea), 1710 nucleotides long. RefSeq lists its product as uncharacterized. NCBI's taxonomy places the organism in Eukaryota, Viridiplantae, Streptophyta, Magnoliopsida, Fabales, Fabaceae. The record is from RefSeq and is a predicted model, not a curated record.
AUGCCGCAAUCGCACUACGCUGCAGUAUGGCAGCCGCACCGAGCCACUGUCAGAGAGAGCAUCGGCAACGCCAUUUUCCUACCGUCCAUCUUCAUCUCCAAAUGUGUAGCCACCGAGCUUUCAACCCCUCUCAUUGUUUCUCUCGAAGACAAAUUGGUGGGUUCGGAGAGAGAGAUUAUAAUUUCUUCGGAAAGGGUUGCUGAUGAUGAUGAUGGGUUUGGCAUAGAUAAUGUGCCACAAAGAAAUUUUCAGCAGGUUUUGGAGAGGUGGAAUAGAUUGAAAGCAAAGUCCAAUUCAGGUAGGAAAAAGAGAAAUGUUGGUGAAGGGUCAUUUGUGACUAAUGAUUGUGUUGGACAACAUGAGAUCAAUGAAGAAUACGAUAGUGAGCAACUAUGCUCUGAUGUUGAUAGUGAUAAAGGUGUUAGUGAUAAAAUGCCAAAAUUUGUGAAGUAUAAUGCUGAAGAUAUGAACAAGAGCUUCAAAUUCAAAUUAAGGAUGGAAUUCUGUUCCUUUAAAGAUUUCAAGCAUGCCCUUAUAGAGCAUAGUGUAUUGAAUGGGAAGGAAAUUAAAUUUGUGAAGAAUGAUUACAAAAGAGUAAGGGUUGUUUGUAAAAAGAAGUGUGGCUUUCUAAUAAUGGUGAGCAAGGUUGGUGGUAGCCAAACCUUUAGAGUGAAGACACUUGUUGGCAGUCAUAGAUGUGGGAGGGUUAUGUUCAACAAGAAUGCAAAUAAAGAUUGGAUUGCACAGGUAUUGUUGGACAAAUUUUUAGAUGUGGGGAACAUGACUGUAAACCAAAUAAUUGAUGAAGUUAGAAAGAAUUAUAGUGUUGGGGUAACGCCUUGGAGAGCUGCCAGAGCAAAGGAGAUUGCAAUGGACUGCAUGGUGGGAGAUGGUCAACGACAAUAUGCUCUGCUUUAUGAUUAUGUGGCUGAGUUAUUAAGAGUAAAGGGGUUCUUGGCUGGAUGUAGGCCUUUCAUUGGUGUAGAUGGUUGUCAUUUAAAGACAACCUAUGGUGGUCAAUUACUGGUUGCAAUUGGUAGAGACCCAAAUGAUCAGUACUUUCCAUUAGCCUUUGUAGUGGUGGAAAAUGAAUGUAAAGAAACUUGGAGAUGGUUUCUAUCAUUAUUAUUGGAAGAUAUUGGGGACAUCCAAUCGAAUCGUUGGGUUUUCAUUUCAGAUCAACAGAAGGGACUAAUGACAGUUUUCGAUGAGAUAUUGGAAGGAGUGGAGCAUAGGUUCUGUUUGAGACACCUUUAUAGUAAUUUUAAAAAGAGAUUUGGUGGAGGAGUUGUCAUCCGGGACCUUAUGAUGGGGGUUGCAAAGGCUACCUUCUAUCAAGCAUGGGAAAAAAAUGGGCAUGCAGUGGUUGCAAUUCACUACAAGAUAGAAAAUCCUGAGGAUUAUGUUCAUCCUUAUUACAAAAAAAAUGCAUAUCUGGCUUGUUAUGGACCUGAAAUAACCCCCAUAAAUGGACAACAAAUGUGGCCUAAAAGUGAUUUCCCAGAGCUGCUACCACCUAUCUUCAAAACACCACCAGGACGACCCAAGAAACUACGUAUGAGGGAAGUAGAUGAACAUAGGAACACACAGAGGAACACCCAUGCACCAGCAGCAACUGAAGCUGAAUGUAGCAAUUCUGCACAAGCAAGAAGGCAAAGGCCUCGUAAGAGGGAGAGAUCCUCAUCUUUGGCUGGCACCAGCAAGCAAUGA